AUGAUGAUUGCUUCCAAGAAGGUUGGCACCGUGGUGGUGGGAUUGCUAUUGGCUCUUUGUGGUGUCGUUGUGCUGCUAGAAAAAAUGCGAGCGCACACUGAUCAGCUUGCAAAGGAGGCACUCGGACAAUUGCUGAGCCAUCUUGUGGAAAAUUCCGAUGAUUUUGGUGUUGCCGGGGAAAGGCGACUGCAAACGGUCGAUGUUCCCUGUAAUACUCUGAUUGAUACACUGAGCAUAGCUGAUAUCAGAGAAGUGGCCGCUGCACUUUUGCGAGAGAGACUUGCUGCCCCAGAAGCCGUCAUUCUUACCUUGGACACACUUGUGCUGUCCCAGCUGAAGUAUGAUGUUCAACUGUGGAAAGUUUGUGGUCGAUGCUCUGAUUUCGAUGAUGACGCAUUGUAUCCCAAAAAUGUUGGCUGUCGUCCUCAAGAUUAUGGAUUCCAUGCUAUGCACUCGGGUUUGUUGGUGGCACCAUAUGAUGUCACAACUGGAGAGCUUCUACAUUCAACGCUGCCUGUCACUAUAUUGCCGUCAUAUUCAUUUUUUCCUCCCAGUAAUGUUCGCCCCCCUUUGACUACUGUGAACGACCAUCCCGCUAUUGUUGGAAUCAUGCUCAGUUCUGUAUCAAUAAGCUACGCAUUGUUACCGGACGACAUUGGAUGGGUCGAGAGUGGAGAUUACUACAGAGGUUUCAUGCUAAAGCAAUCCAUCAUCACAUCACUUGUACCAUUGAUUUGGCAAUCCGAAGCCAUCGUUUCUGAGCAGUCUGACUGUACUUCAGCAAUGGCAGAUGCUUACUUUAUAACUGGAUACAGUCAAAGUGGCUAUGGUGCUGUGGUUCUUGGAGAUGCUCUGCAUCGCAUGGGCAAGAAUGUGGUGGCUGUUCGCGCGGGAGGGGCGCCGUAUAGAAUGUCGUCUGAAACGGUUAGCCAUUUUAUAGCAAAUGCCCGGAACGAGAAACCACCAUUGACUUAUUAUUUCAUGCCUUUGCUGGCAGCUGGACUUUCCACCACAAACACAGACGCCAAAAACUAUGGAGCAGGUCAAGAUUUGUUAGCUGAUGAAUAUCGAGAUACUUGGAUAGCAGAGGCACAAAGACCGAUGAUGCACGCUGAGGGUGUAAAGCGCAUGAUCCCAGAUGGCGAUCCAUUGAAAAUCUACAACCCGGCAUUUGUCAAUUUGGUCCAACAGGGAAAUGCCAGGAAUGAUACCAACCCAUGUGUGACAAGUGUGACCAAUGAAACAGACAAGCUCUGUGCGGCACUACAAGACCUGGAUCUCAUUGGGGAGGUGGAACGAGCCGAGUACCCUCUUUACUUGUGCCACGCUCGGGGCGAUUACGAUAUCCCAUUUGCAAAUGUGCCGGACGCAUCAAUAAACCCGAACUACGCUGCGUGCGUUCAUGCCAAAUUCGUGGAAGCAUCCUGA
Molecule: messenger RNA, 1428 nt
Organism: Seminavis robusta
Lineage: Eukaryota; Bacillariophyta; Bacillariophyceae; Naviculales; Naviculaceae
Source: the annotation of a GenBank genome assembly